Sugiyamaella lignohabitans is the source of this 3411-nucleotide messenger RNA. It is a transcript of the gene OSH2, whose product is annotated as oxysterol-binding protein related protein OSH2. The record is from RefSeq and is a predicted model, not a curated record. NCBI's taxonomy places the organism in Eukaryota, Fungi, Ascomycota, Dipodascomycetes, Dipodascales, Trichomonascaceae. Gene Ontology annotation, molecular function: sterol binding. Gene Ontology annotation, cellular component: membrane; nuclear envelope; intracellular membrane-bounded organelle. The transcript has a single exon. Gene Ontology annotation, biological process: endocytosis; maintenance of cell polarity; piecemeal microautophagy of the nucleus. The coding region runs from base 1 to 3411 and encodes 1136 amino acids.
AUGUAUGGCCGACAAGAAAUCGCAUUAUUGCUACUCAACCAGCCUCAGAUUAAUGAUACAAUAGUCAAUUCCAAGGGGAAACAGCCAGUAGAGCUGUCGAAGACUCCACAGAUAGCAGAGGCUAUGCAGAUAGCCCGUGCUCAGUAUGUGGAAAAAGUAGCGUUUUUGCUGAAGAAGUAUCUGGAUGAGGAGAAUACCGCUGCUCUGGAGGAGCUGUUGUCAAUUCCUCGUGCCAGUGCUCUUUUGGAUAUCAAUGGUCAGGAUCCGGUGACGGGAGGUACGGUGCUGCAUGAUUUUGUCAGAAAGAAGAACAAGAAAAUGGUGGAAUUUAUCCUGUCUCAUGGUGGAGAUCCAUUUAAACGGGAUUUUAAAGGGGUGCUUCCAAUUGAAGUGACUAAAGACGAUACAAUUAAGAAAAUGUUGAAAGCUGCCAAGAAAGAACAGACAGUGAUAAUUGGUAAUGGAGACAAGGCUGGUGGGAGUGGUCCUGGUGGAGCGGUGGCUGGAGGGCCACGAGUGUCUGGUGAGAGUCCUAAUAUGAAAGGGUACUUGAAAAAAUGGACCAAUUUUACUGGAGGAUACAAGUUGAGAUGGUUUGUUUUGGAAAAUGGUGUGCUCAGUUAUUACAAACGACAGGAUGAUAUACAACGAGCAUGCCGAGGGUCUGUGAAUUUGAAGGAAGCAAAAUUGCAUUUAGACUCGUCAGAAAAGCUUCGUUUUGAAGUGGUUAUUCGAGGAAGCAAUUCUAAAUUCCAUUUGAAAGGUAAUCAUCCUGUGGAAACUAACCGAUGGGUAUGGGCGUUGCAGAAUGCCAUUCAGUAUGCCAAGGAUCAAGAUCGGUUGAAGAAUGGCAGUGGUACAGCAUUAUCAGCCAGUUCUACCGGUUCUACUGAUUUAAGACGAUCAGGAACUAGCGGUUCGGUUUCUUCAGCACGAACUAAUGCUACUACAUCGACCACUGCUACUGGUGUUACCAGAUCAGGUAGUGCAGGAGCAGCUGCUCGUGGUGACGAGAACUCGACAUUGACAGUUCCCAAUACAUCGUCAGGGUCUAGUCGGAUAUCAUCGUCUUCACGACGGUCACCGUCUUCUAGUAGUCACUCGCGAAGUCACUCGGCAAGCGAAAUGUUUGCCAGUACUAACAGUAAAAUCAUAUCUGGGACUAUGAACCUACACGACGAUGCCGAGUCUCGAGGACUUGGCGGUAUUGGUUUAAAUAGCAGUACCAAACUUGUCGACGAUAUUCUGCCUGAGGAUGAGGACGUAGUUGAUGAUGACGAUGACGACUAUAGCGAGGGUCUGACCGACCCCGAGUCGUUUGACGAAGAGAUCGGAAAUGGCUCUGGCCUCAAAUGGGGCCGUUUUGAAGACUCAAUAACACUCGAGGCCAAUGCUAUUCGUGAUUUGUUGACGCUAAUUCGUGCUAAGAACCAGAAAAACAUCGAUAAUCAGCCUGGUGGGUUGACUAGCAAGGAACUCGACGAUAGUUUGUCUGCUAUGUCUGCCAGUAUUGAGACAUUGGAAUCAGUUGCCAAACAGCAUGCCAAGCAGUUUAAUGCUCAAGAGAGAUACUACCAGCAAAAGAUUGACCAGGCCGAGACGAAAGAACGACUGUGGGCCAAGAACCUUCGUGAUCUUGAACUGGAGCACCAGAAAAUCCAGGGCGAUUUACAUUCAGCUUUGCAAAAGAGAAAAGAAGCUACCAAGCUGUUGAGAGAAGCGCAGUCUGCUCAGGCCAGGGUCACUUCACCAUCAGAUAACAGUGGAGUCUCUACUACAGCUGCAGCUGCUGGUUCUGCAAUGGCUGGUGUGGUCGCUGGUGUUGGAGCUGGAAUCGCUGCCACUACUGCCUCGUCAGACGAGGGAUCCACCUCGAAAACUGGUGACUCGGUUCCACCUAAUCCUACUAUCACUGCUGCCGGUCAAGCGUCUAAAUCCGAUAUCAACCGACCUACUAUUACCAGUAAUGAAGAGUCUGACGAUUCUGACGACGACGAUGACGAGUUCUUUGAUACCCUGCCCGAAGUCACAGACACCCUGGAUGAAAAAGGCGCCUCUCUAGCCACUAUCCACGAAUCCACUUCUGCCGAAACCUUAGCAGUCGAGUCAGAUCUCACUUCUGUACAGGAAAAGAAGAAACAGCUGAUUACCGGACAAGACUCUUUUGCUGGGUAUGAAGAUGGACCUCGUAAGAGACUGAAACUGGAUGCAGACGACCGGCCCAAGAUCAGUUUGUGGGGGGUUCUCAAGAGUUUAAUCGGCAAAGACAUGACUAAAAUGACGCUUCCUGUGUCGUUCAAUGAGUGUACCAAUCUGUUGCAACGAUCUGCUGAAGACAUGGAAUACACCGAUAUUCUUGACCGAGGAGCCAAGAUCGUCGACGACCCAGCUCUUCGACUCGCUCAUGUUGCAGCGUUUGCAGCCAGUUCCUACUCAUCAACUAUAAACCGGAUUGCCAAACCAUUCAACCCACUGCUCGGUGAGACAUUUGAAUACUGCCGACCCGACUGUGGAUACCGGUUGUUUUCCGAGCAGGUGAGUCACCACCCUCCAAUUGGAGCUUUGUACGCUGAGGCACCUAAAUGGGACUUCUAUGGUGCAUCGAAUGUGAAAUCCCAGUUCUAUGGCCGCAGUUUCGACAUCAAUCCACUUGGUCGAUGGUACCUGACCCUGCGUCCUGAUGCCGGAGCUGGAGUCGAAGAAGAAUUGUACUCGUUCAAAAAAGUCACCAGUAGUGUUGUUGGCAUCAUCACCGGGUCCCCUAUUGUAGACAACUACGGUGAUAUGGAUAUCAUCAACCACACUCUGGGAUACAAAUGUACCGUGAAUUUCAAGCCUCGUGGCUGGAGCGGUAAGAACGCCUAUGAGUUGAAGGGAAGAAUCGUCAGUCCAUCUGGAAAAGAAGAAUGGAUUGUUGGUGGCAGAUGGAACGAUAAAAUCAUUGCCAGACGUAUUGUCAAGGGCCAAGAGUCUACUGGUGAUGGAGUCAAACUACCAGCAGGCGACAGUAAUGCCCCUACCUCGUCAGCCAAUAUCAACGCCAUUCUUCUCUGGAAAGUACACGAUCGACCUCCAGCACCAUUCAACCUGACCGCGUUCGCCAUUACCCUCAACGACCUUCCCGACAAACUUGCAAGAUACAUUGCCCCUACCGACACACGACUUCGGCCCGACCAAAGGGCCAUGGAAGAAGGACGCUACGACGCAGCUGCCGACGAGAAAAAGCGAGUCGAAGAAAAACAGCGAGCGGCCCGCCGACUCCGCGAGCAAUCGGGCGUCGAAUACAAACCGCUGUGGUUCAAGAAAGACGUGCACCCCGUCACCGGCGAGGAGUACUACACUCCAACCCGCGACUACUGGCAGUACCGCCAGAACAAGUCUAUCAAGACAAUCGCUCCCGACAUUUUCUAA